AUGCCAAUCCUUGUUUCUUUUUCCUCUGUGGCCUACAGUCUCUGCUGCAGGUUCAAGAAUUGUGUCUCUGAUGUCAACCCAAGCUGCGUCACUGUUGCCAUCAGUCUAAAUUUCUCUCUUGCCAGCAAAGAAUUAAUCCCAUCUUUAGCAGGAACAAUGGAUUGGAGUGAACUUCCAGAUCAUAUCAUCAUUCAAAUUUUUUCCUACCUUCCAUUGUUUGACCGAUUCAACUGUUGCUUAACCUGCAAAGCUUGGAACCAAUGUUUUGGUGCAUCCUGCUUAUGGCAAGCAAUGUGUUUCCAGUUUUUCUCCAAGAACAUGAGCCGUUCUUUACAGUGCUUAGAGAAGUAUGGACAUUUUUUGAAAAAAGUUUGCAUUGAACUUGACCAAAGCAUGGACUAUAAUCGAAUAAAUGCUCUCAAAGUCAUGGACUUCUUGUCAAAAAUUCCGAACCGGCGCCUCACCUCUUUGACCAUUGUCUUCAAAUCUGAGAACCCUCUCUUCUAUGCUGGCAAGGAAUUUGUGGAAGCCUUGAAACAACUGUUCUCCCUUCCACCAUCCACAGACUGUGAUCACAAAGAAAAUAAUAAUUUCGAAAUGGCAAGGCUAAAAGAGGUGAAUUUGUCCCAACUGGAUGUUGCUUAUGACAACAGUGUAUUCGACCUCCUCUCAGUCAAUCAUCCUUCUUUGGAAGUGCUGAACAUCCAGAACAGGGUACUUGUCAGCAAGGUCACAUGGGAUUGCAUGUACAGACUUGUCGAGCAGUGCCUUUAUCUCCGGGAACUCCAUGUCUUUCACUCUAGUCUCUCUGAUGAAGUUCUGUUUCUCUUAGCCAAACAGUGCCGACCACAAGUUUUUGAAUAUCUCUCCAUUAAGUGUCGUAUUGAUGAAAAGUAUCAUCCAGACUUGACUGUUGAAGCAUGGUCAGCAGUGACCACUGCUCACCCCCGACUUCGUGUUAAACUCCAUUUCGACCACACCUGUCCCCAAGAUCGUGUUCUUGACAUAAUGCAACCGGUAAUUCCUGUAGUGGAUCUUCAUUUAGACACGUUCACAAUGCUCCAUAAUGAGGUUCAAAGAGCUGGGGAUUAUUACAGUGCUACACUGCAAAUUACAAUGCUUAUAGCAACACAUCACAAGUAUUUCAUUCAAUCAAGUACAAAUUUUUAUACUAAACCAGAUAUGAUUAACAAGUUGAACUUUCCUACCAUAAAUGGUGUCUUCUCUUGA
Molecule: messenger RNA, 1230 nt
Organism: Acanthosepion pharaonis
Lineage: Eukaryota; Metazoa; Mollusca; Cephalopoda; Sepiida; Sepiidae
Source: the annotation of a GenBank genome assembly